Messenger RNA from Prorocentrum cordatum, 2594 nucleotides. The record is from the annotation of a GenBank genome assembly. NCBI's taxonomy places the organism in Eukaryota, Dinophyceae, Prorocentrales, Prorocentraceae.
GAUCGCUGUCAUGGUGUGCGGCCUGAUCUCCCGGGAUCCCGUCAUCAACUGCGUGGUGGCUGUCGCCGUCGGCAUGGCGAUGCUCGUCUGCUUUUCGCUGGUGCUCUCCCCCGUCAUCGCCAAGUUCAACGCGUUCUCGCUCAUCCAGACUGCUCUCAGCCUGUCCACCGGCGGCGCCUCGUUCUACUUCUACACCGACACGCCCGAGCAGUACCCAGAGGGCCCGCACUUCUCCGACUUCUUCUACAACUCUGUGCUGGGGACCGCGGGCACGGUCUUCUCGCUGAUUGGCAUUUUCACCUACCAGCGGUACAUGAGCAACUGGAAGUACCGGAACUUGCUGAUCGUUACGAACAUCACGCUCUCGGCUUUCAGCGCCUUGGACAUCAUGAUGUACGCUCGUCUCAACAAGAAGAUCGGCGUCCCGGACCACGCGCUGGUCUUCGGCCUGAGCUGCAUCGAGACGGUCAUCGCGCAGUGGCAGUGGAUGCCGCAGGUUGUGAUCCUUUCGUACCUGUGCCCCAAGGGCAUGGAGGCGACCAUGUACGCGCUGCUGGCUGGCUGCCACAACAUGGGCGGGCUCAUCGCGGGCAGCUGUGGUGCUCUGCUUCUUUCUUAUCUCGGCGUCAAGCCGAAGGGCGAGGUUGGCGAGUCCGCGCAGUUCGACAAUUUGUGGGUGGCGGCGGCCCUGUCCACGGUGCUCCCGCUGCUCGCGAUCCUGAUCCUGUACUGGCUGGCCGCCGAGGAGAACGAGAAUGCACACAACAGAACUUUCGCCCUCCGGGUCGGCUUGCUGAACGGGCUGGCGGUGGGGCGUCGGCACGCACGGCCUCGCCAGGAAGGGGAGGGGGUCCUGGAGAAUGGGAAUAGGCAUGGGCCCCAUCGCGGUGCAAUAUGAUUCAACACUCUAGAGGCCGCCCCUUGAGCUCACCCACGAAGAAAACGAACCAGAAGACGGACCUCAGCGCGGGUACAUGGCCAGAGCUUGAGGAAGACGAGCAUCCCGUACAUACCUCAAAUGGAUGCCUCACCACACAUUGAUAGCGUAACAAACUUGGCUGAAAUGAACACGGCUCGAUUCGGGUCUAUUAUUAUGUGCACCACAGGUAGACCGCUGUUGUUCUCACGAUGCGUCCCACCUCGUCGCCUAGAAAAGCCGCACUCACGGUGCGGCAUCCUGGGCGUCCCCCGAGCGCCACGUGGCGGCGUGGGACGUGACGUCGAAGCUGCCCAGAGCCCAAAUGUGCACGGAGAAGCCCCGAGCCUCGAGUGCUUGAGGGAGGGCGUCCAGUACGUCCUGCCCCCCCCUCCCAUCCCUCACCGUGGCGCUGAUCUCCUCUAUCCGCGGACGCGUGUCGUAGCGGACCCGAGGCUCCGCGCGCGCGUGGCGCAGUGGGUGGUGGUGCGCGUGCGGGGUCCCGGAGAGGAGGGGCCACGGUGAGGGGUCUCCCGGGGGGCCUCCCCGGCCCCGGGCCUGCCCGAGCACGGCUCGUGGCGAGGCCCCGAGGACCGGGGCCCCCAUCUGGGGGCCUUGGCCUUCGCCGUCUGGGGCUCCGGAUGGAGACCCGCGGGUCGGGGAGUGCAGCCCGCAGCAGGCGCGGCCUGCCUCCAGAGAGUUUUCGUCCGCCCGCUCCGCCCUGCCUGCCCUCCCUCGCCUCCCUCGGCGCAGCUGUUUCGUGGCACGGGCCCCUGGGCAUUCUCUCUCUCUCUCUCUCUCUUCGGCAGCAGGCCGCGGGAGCCGUGUGCGGUCUCUCGGUUCUGCAGGAGGGGAGGAAACACACACACGCAGACACAACUGACCCUCGAUUCCCAAGAACAAAAAGGUAGCAUAUGGGAAUGGGGGGGAAGACCCAAACCCAGAGCACGUGGGAAAACAUGGGGCAUCCUGUCAUUUGUGUCUAUUCAUUUGUGUGCCCCAGGGCCCCUUCAGUUCUGGCUCUGGAGUGCACUCGCGUCGAUCGGCAUCUGGCAGUCGGUGAGGUAUAGCGCCGAUGUGGCGCCGACCAGCGUCGACAAGCGUCGACGAAUGCCGAUUUGGCAUCGGUUAGCGUCUAUUCGCGAGAGCCAACAAGAGGGUAUGGGAGGCUCCCGCGAGUUGCCGCAGAAGUGCUCGUCCGGACCCUUUUUCCUCAUGCCGACAUCCUCAUGCCUCCAGAUAGUUUGCGCUUCCUGGCUGGCCUCUGCUCCGAGGAGGCCGGCAGGAGCGCGGCAGCGCCCGAGCGGCGCCGCGUGGGGGGGGUGCGCAGGCUCAUCCCCGACGCGCGGCAGAACGAGAAGAUCAUCGAUGCCAGCGACGACGCCACCACGGGUUCCCUCUGGAAGCGCAUGACCGGCAGCCGGUGAGCGCCCCGUGUGCCCCGCGCUGGGCGUGGUCGCUCCCGGGCCUGCGCGGACCCAGCGUGUUGACUCGCCCAUGCCCUCGACGCGGCUCCCAGGGCGAAUGCGCCCAGUGCCCGCCCCUCGGCCAGGUAUCCGCCCUUCUCUGCCUCCGCCGACGGACUCGCGCAGGCGUGGCACGGCCGGCCGCGUGCGGGCACAGCUGCCCGCUCUUGGACUGUUCCUCAAAAAGUCGGCUUGAUGAUUCUGCGGCCACC